AUGGCUCUAUCUCAGCAACAACCCGCUGAAGCCCUCAAAGCCACAAGAUUCUCAGUAGUCUAUGCUAUUAAAGACAUUGAUCUGAGUGCCAUCCCCUACCGUGCCCUUGGAGCUGGCACUGGCAAAGGUCCCGCAGAUGAAGACAAAGACAAGAACGAAGAAACGUUGAGAAACGCAGACGACGACGACGAAAACGAGGACACAGACGAAGAUGAAGAAGAAAGUGAAGAAGAACCCAAACACCACACCCUCAUCCCAUCCCAAUGGUACAUCGACAACCUGAACAAAUACUGGAAACCCUCAAACACCCAACGCGUCGGUUUCUUCCCAAAUUUCAUCGGCGGCCUUCCGCCAGGCUACUCUGGCUGGAGCUACCUGACUCCCAAAGGAACCAUUGUUCGAAACUUAUACGGCCAUCCCAACGGUAAUCUAUUCCGCUCGGUACCGAGAUUCAUUCUCCAUGUGGUGGAGAUUCUGAGGCAGACUGCGCAGGGUGCUUGGCAGCUUGAAUGUCGUUGUUUCGAAAGGGCUGUGGAGAAGUAAUGAGGCAUGAGCAACUACUACUGAGGCUACUGAAACUGCUGAGGCUGCUUCUUGAUAUUGAUACAUUGAGUUUUUUUUUCACAUUGUCAUUUACUUGAAUGACU
This is a messenger RNA of Aureobasidium subglaciale EXF-2481, 647 nucleotides long. RefSeq lists its product as uncharacterized. The record is from RefSeq and is a predicted model, not a curated record. NCBI's taxonomy places the organism in Eukaryota, Fungi, Ascomycota, Dothideomycetes, Dothideales, Saccotheciaceae. The transcript has 3 exons. Bases 1 to 543 code for a protein of 180 amino acids.